Microdochium trichocladiopsis is the source of this 3705-nucleotide messenger RNA. RefSeq lists its product as uncharacterized. NCBI's taxonomy places the organism in Eukaryota, Fungi, Ascomycota, Sordariomycetes, Xylariales, Microdochiaceae. The record is from RefSeq and is a predicted model, not a curated record. The transcript has 5 exons. Bases 381 to 3320 code for a protein of 979 amino acids.
UGUAUGUGCCUGGCUUGUGUGGGCUAGCGUAGGCAUCCCACAUCAUCUGCGAGGCCGCCAGUCCUCGAUCCUCUGCCAUGAAGCUGGACCGCGGACUAUGCCCCAGUAGCAAGGACAAUGGCCCUCAGUUGACCACUUGUGUCCUUCUCCCGUUACUCACAUCCUUUUCUUGACUGCUUUGUCCAAUUGCUCUCCACGGAUUGUUUCCACUUUGUCUUCCCCUCUCAACACGCCCACUUAGACGCUCGCCGCUAGCAGUGCUGCCUGGCUUCUGGCGACCAAUCUGACCAACAAACCUCACCUACUUACACAUUCGGCCCGCAGCCAAGUCGCCCGAUUCGGGUCAUGAGGCGACUCUUCUCUCCCUCACCGCUUCCAACAUGACAGAGACAGCCUCCAGCCAUGUCGUGGCCUUUGGUGCCGCGGCACAUGGGCAUGCCUGUGGUCCUGCCUUGAUGUCCACCUCUCACGAAUCAGGGAGCCCAGGCUCCCCGUCGGCCAUGGCCCAGUCGCUGGAUGAAUCCUCACGCAAGCAGAGCAGCUGGCGUAGGCUGCGUCAGGCUAAGAGGCUCAGACUCUCAGACCUCGCCUUGAAGAUACAGCAUGCCUCAGCACCGCUCGUAGAGCUGCCUCCACCAUCUCAAGAGUUGUCCAGCUGCCGGAUGUUCGAGGUCUCUGCAUUCGACUCAGUGAGCCUGCCCAGCGACUCGGACGCCAGUGAGAGAACACCCAGUGCUCGUCGUCGAGCUCUCGAUGCAGGCUCAAGGGAGUCUGUCGACGAGUCGCCUUACUUCCACGUACGGUCAGCUUCCGAAGACUCGUGUCGGUCCGGCUUCAGCGGCUACCAGGACAUGGACAGACUCUUGAUCUCUGCAGCACACAAGCGAGAUCUCUCCUCGGACUUGGGUAUGGGCGAAAUCACACUACAUGGGCUUGCCCAGCCCCAUUCUUUGGUUUUGCGACCAAAGGUGUAUUUCGACCGGCAAAGCCAGGCUCAUGACAACGACACCGUGACCACAGCGUCUUCCCGCGACAGCUUCGCCUCUACGUCGAGGACUUCGUGGACCAUGUCCCCACCUCUCAGUCCAAUGUUCGGCAAUGCUGUUCUUGAACAGAUAACUGGCGCCAACAUGACCAAAUUCGACCCUGACUGCCCAAGCAGACCAGAAUCAAUGAUCAGUGACAAUACCGACUACUUUCAACGCCAUCAGCAGGACGACCACCCGGAGGCAAAAUUCUCGGAACGACACGUCGACGCAGAUCAGGAGAUCUUGGCAUCUGGGUCGGAUGAGGUGGAAUCUCAUGUAGAGGAAGUUGGUGAAAUAAUGGCAGAACCACAAGCAGAAGUCAAGACUGAAAGCCCUUCCGAUGAUGGCGUCGCCUCCUGGGAAGACAUUACUCAAGACGUAGAUUACUGCGAGGAGCAGAAGCUGGACAAGCUCUGGGACUUCGCCGUGGAGCAAUUCCCUGGGCUAGAGCUGGCCAAUUCGUUGCCCAUUCUCAGACGAAGGUCAUACGUACGGCAUUUUGUCAGCCAGAUCGCCGAUACCAUACCAGAUAUUGUCAUGCAGGAGUCCGAUUCGACGUCCACUGAGCCAUGCGAUGGCGGGGAGCAAAAGUCGAGCACACCGAACAACCAGGGGCGCAGGGAAAGCAACUCCAGUCAGCGCAAUGGCAAGAGGAAGAACCAAGACGACGAAGAUGAAGACGACUUGGACGACAAUCUUGGUGGUAACGACGGCGACGAUGAUGGCCCAGGCCCCCACAAACGUCGCACAAGAACCGCACGCACGGAGCCGGCCGAUACUUAUGACUUCAUGUGUCCAUUUCGAUUGAAAGACCCAAAGAAGUUCAAUGUACGGGAUCACAAAAUCUGUGCACUCAAGGUGUUUCGGUGCAAUAUGGCGCGGAAAGAGAUCGGGAUCAACGAGCUAAGACGUCAUAUCAAGGACGAACACCUGCUUGAAGGCCUGGAACGAGACCCAAGGAACCAGUGCGACAGGUGUAAGGUCUUCUUCAAGACGCAGUCAGAUAAGGAAGGCCACGUCAAGACCGGCAGAUGCGAAUAUAGAGAGCAUCCCACAAGCCGUGAUCCCUUGGAGGGUAUUGACAUCGCUACCAGAGACCGACUGGUCUCAAAGAAGGGUCGCCAAGGUCAACAUCCUCUCAAGCAGUAUCACGGCCUAUGCCAAAUCAUCUUUGGCGAUGACACGGAGGAGCUCCCUCAUGGGCAUAAACUAGUGCGCGAACACUUCGAGUUGCAUGCACUCUACGAUGAGCACCGCCCAAAACUUCUUUCAAAAUUCCAGACGUUGCUGCGUUUGGGACCCCAGGGGAUGGAGAGCUUGAGCCAGAUCCUCCAAGAUCACUCUGAAGGUCUCUUUGAGAGCUGUACCAAAGGCGUGCCGUACGAAGUCUCCGACAUAGCGCCCCUCGCAGGGAAGGGUACCCCUAGUGAUCGUGCUCCCUCGCCUGACCAGAAAGAUUCGCCCGAGGCACUGCUUGCCAGCCCAUACUCGCACCCUCCUCAAAUGGCAACAGAUUCAGGCAUCGGAAUGUCAGAGGAUGGUGACUCUUGUGAGAGCCUGAUAAAAUGCUCCGAGGAGAUGUUGGGUUUGGAUACGUCGUUGUCUGGCUUCUCCGGGACUGACAGUGUUGGGCCACAUUCAUAUCGGAGCUCAUCUCAGCCAUCCACCCAUGGAGGCACAAGCGUAUCUUACGAAACACUCCAGCUGGGCGCCGCCAACAUGGUUGACCCUGGGUUCCGGGAUACUUUGGAGCAUCGGUACCACGUCAACCCAAACUUCCUGCAGUUCACCGAUGGGCGGCCGUGGCUGAGAGUCAAGGACAAAGACAACGGAAAGACACUUCGUUACCCGAUCAGAGCACCGGUGCCUGUCCAGAUUUCCACCUCAUCCACCAUAGAGCCCCCUCCAGGGCCAGCUCUGACACAAGCCGACCUUGUGAGCAGCGCGUGGGCAACCGACUUCGCUCCGGACCUGCCGCAGCUCGCCAACAACAACAACAACAACUUUGACUCCUUUUACAGCACGGGCAACGGGUCGGCCGAGUUCGCGGAUCAAGCGUCCCAGCACGCAAUGUACCCGGCGUAUCCGCAGCCCGUGCACCACGGGAGCCACGCGCCGAUGGACUUCCUGGGCAGUAAGCUCUUCCCGAACGUCGGCGCGGUCGGGCUACAUGACGGCGCGGACCUCGAUGUUCACAACCAAGACGGAUACGUGGCACCUUCCGAUGUGUACACGUUGACCAACAACAACACAACGGUGCCGAUGUACCACGGCCAGCACACCUUCAUCUAGGAGCGCUCGAUGUACCCACAUGAAAAGUGCUAGCUUUGGAGAAGAAGUAGAAGAAGAAGCCCGCUUCUUAACUUUUCACACCACGAGGCCGCGUGAGCCCGUUCGUGUUUGACCCCUCAUAUAUACAUCAAAGGGCCAGAGGUCCAAUGCCUGUUUUUGGAAGCCUGUCUGAUUCCAACUGUAACCUCUUAACUUGUACAAAGUAUGAUGAGCAUGAUCGUGGCGACAGCCAGUAUAUUAAUGUAUAAUGAGACAUUUCUCUGGGAGGGGAACAAGUGGCCCUUCGAAGCAGGCUUCGUGGUCGGCACACGCGCGCCUUCCAACACUACUUUCACACAGAAAUUCAAUUGCUUGCCAAGAAUUCUGGUCGUUGCAACAUGGGAAG